UGUGCCCUGAGGCCACCCCGGAGUACUGUCAGCCCCACACCAUCCAGGGGGCACUUCGUGUUCACGCAGGCUUUCCCUGCUGAAGCUUUGACCAAGAUUCCCAAGGCCGAGCCGAGCAUGGGAAACUACGGGGAGUCCAUGGGCAUGAUGUCACGGCCCGCUUGCCUCAGGAUCAAACCAGGAGACCCCAUGUCGUGCAUGGUGGCGUACAACGAGCAACCAUCAGCAGCCGCGGCUGGGCAGCCCCCCCCGGCGGCGGCACCGUCACCCCCUCCGCUCAGCCCCGGCGACCUGAUGAACUCCGAGGGCCACCAGUCCCAGAUGAUGUGUCCUCCCGGCUGCCCUACCAGCCCGGCUACACCUUUCCCCCACCACCAGGUGCACUAUCCCAACCAGUACGGCCUCUUCGACGAGUCGGUCAGCCUGCAGCCCAGCGGCCCCAGGGCCAUGCUCACUCCGCCGUCCUCGCCUCUGGAGCUACUGGACAGUAAACCCAAGCGAGGCCGGCGCUUGCCCAGGAAGCGGACAGCGGCGCACACCUGCACCUACGGCGGCUGGGGGGGGGGGAGGAGGAAGACUUACACCAAGAGCUCGCACCUCAAAGCUCACCUCAGGACACACACAGAACAUACGAACGGCGAAAGCGAGGCGAACAUUUCAUUGGGGAUCUGUAGCUGGUACUACCGCCCUAGAGAUGGGCUACGAUCGGAGACGUUGGGACGGAGGGAAGUGACACAGGGCGUGCUGUGGACAACUGGAGCUCGCCACAGUCCAGAGACCAGCCCGCAGGAGCCGGUCAUUAAAGACGCGGUCCCCGAACUCGCUAGGUGUGGGCGAUGGCAGAGGGACUGCCUGUUGAGAGCAACUCCACCUUCCCGCGGGCAAACCUGUGUAGAAUUGCUCAACUUACAAGGAGGCCGUUCGCCCCGCAGUGCAUAUGCUGGGUCUUUGAAAGGGCCAGCCAUUUUCUUCCACUUUUCCCCUCCAUCAAGGCCAUCUCCUUUGACAGCCGCUGCUGACCGUACCUCUACCGUCCUUUCUGACAGCCCGUCCACUGGGGUCAGCAAACCAGAGCCACCCCCAGUGCACGAAAGGAGAAGUUAG
Molecule: messenger RNA, 1104 nt
Organism: Pristis pectinata (smalltooth sawfish)
Lineage: Eukaryota; Metazoa; Chordata; Chondrichthyes; Rhinopristiformes; Pristidae
Product: Krueppel-like factor 2
Biological process (GO): regulation of transcription by RNA polymerase II
Molecular function (GO): RNA polymerase II cis-regulatory region sequence-specific DNA binding; DNA-binding transcription factor activity, RNA polymerase II-specific
Source: RefSeq, a predicted model, not a curated record